Messenger RNA from Zasmidium cellare ATCC 36951, 390 nucleotides. RefSeq lists its product as uncharacterized. The transcript has 2 exons. The coding region runs from base 1 to 390 and encodes 129 amino acids. The record is from RefSeq and is a predicted model, not a curated record. NCBI's taxonomy places the organism in Eukaryota, Fungi, Ascomycota, Dothideomycetes, Mycosphaerellales, Mycosphaerellaceae.
AUGACGACCAGCAAAGAAAACGACCGUGCCACAGAGGGAGUUCCACACAACGAAAUCGACGUAACCGAGACGAAUGACCUCCGCAUCCAGCUCUCGAUCGAUCACGGCCAGGCCUUGACCUCGCAAACCUACAACGCCUCUAUCAGUGCCAACCGUGGCCAAUCUUUCACCGAUAGCACGAAGCAGUGCGCUGCGCCUGCUCGCAUGUGGUUAGUAGACGGUGCAUUAUGGGAGCGCGAGAUUAUUUCUAACGUCAUAUCAGGCAGUGUGGACAAUGUCAUACCUAUUAGCGUCAACAACGACGCCUCUGGCGUCGACGAUCUUGUCAAGAUUCUGGCGUUUAGGAGUGAGCUGGCGAGAUUGGCGAGGAAGUUUGGACAUGCGGCUUGA